AUGACGACGCUUAUUCCGCGUGACCCGUACUCCAAGGAGGAGCUUGAGAAGCUCUAUCCUCGGGACUUGAAGUUGCAAUUGGUCCAGGUGGCCUUGUCCCAUUGGGAGCUACCGGAGACACAGAGGGCAUCUGGCAAUCAACAUGGCGAAUUGACAGAUAAAGGUCGAGAAACAACCUUUGAGCUCGGCCAGCGCCUGAGACAUCUAUAUGUUGAUCAACUCGGAUUCAUGCCCAGAGUAAAGUCCGACACAGAGGACAUGUAUCUCCGCACUACGCCAAUUCCCCGCGCCCUCGAGUCUCUCCAACAAGCUUUCUGGGGCAUGUACCCUGCUAGUGCGCGCACACAGGAUUUCCCUCCCCCAGUGAUUGUUGCUCGCUCUGUAUCGGAUGAGACACUUUUCCCAAAUGAGGGAAAUUGUCGUCGCUUCAGGCAACUAUCCAAGCUUUUCGCAGAUAGGGCUGCACUCCGAUGGAACGAUACCGACGAAAUGAACUACAUUAAUAGCCUACUGUCUAAAUGGAUGCCGGAAAACUCUCCGAAGGUUGCCGUUGAUUCUCGUCCACGUCUUUCUGGAAUUGCAGACACAAUAAACGCGACUCUUGCUCAUGGACCAGCGACGAAACUCCCAUCUGAAUUCUACGACAACAAAAUCAGACAACAUCUAAACAAGAUCGCCGUUGACGAAUGGUUCUCCGGGUACAGUGAAAGCACUGAGUACAGGAAGCUCGGUAUCGGAAGCCUAAUGGGCGAUGUGGUCGAUCGUAUGGUCAGCACAGCUGUAGAGGGUGGCUGGCGCAGCGAAACCUCAGCAUCCGGGUCCUCCACCGAACAAGGAAAGGCGAUUAAGUUUGCCCUUAGCGGAUGCCAUGACACAACCUUGGCCGCGAUCCUAAAUAGCACUGGAUCGUUUGAUGGAAACUGGCCUCCAUUCACCUCAUCCAUUGCCAUUGAGCUCUUCUCCAAGGCUAGCCGAAACAGCGACGCAGGAGUGAUACUGGAAGAGUUCGCCAGUCCACCCAUUGCCACGAAAAAGUCCGGAUUCUUCUCAUUCCUAACUGGUUCUUCAUCUUCGGGUGACAUACCGCCCCCUCAAUCUGAAACUGCUCGUACUCCCUUGACAUCGCUCCCCGAAUCCACUCGGCAGACGCUGAAGCAGUACUACGUCCGUAUUCGUUAUAAUGACAGUCCAGUUCGUAUCCCUGGCUGUGCUGCUAAGCUCCAGAAUCAUCUCCGUGGUGACGACACGUUCUGCACAUUGGAUGCAUUUAAGGAGAUUGUCGACAAAUUUACCCCUAAAAACUGGAAGGGUGAAUGUGUACAGAACCUCGAUGAGGGACUUUAUGGUAAGAAUGAUAAGGAGAAGGCACCCGCUGGCUUUUAA
Molecule: messenger RNA, 1383 nt
Organism: Aspergillus tanneri
Lineage: Eukaryota; Fungi; Ascomycota; Eurotiomycetes; Eurotiales; Aspergillaceae
Product: putative acid phosphatase
Exons: 5
Coding region: 1-1383 (460 amino acids)
Biological process (GO): dephosphorylation
Molecular function (GO): phosphatase activity
Source: RefSeq, a predicted model, not a curated record